AGUAAACGAACGUAAUCAGCUCUAGGAAACGUAAACAGCGGUAACGAAGGAACAAAAAGAAUCAGGCAAUAAUAUCGGUGCAUGCCUUGAUCGUUUUUCUUGCCCAACGUUACUUCCUCGAGUAACGAGUUACCAACAAAGGUAGGGGAAACGUUGGAUGAAAGGUAUCGUCUACCUUGUGCCGCUUGUCAGUGACCACGAGUCAUCCGAGAAUAGAAGACGAGAAUUUCAAUCCUUUAACCUUCCGAAUAUCUGUCAUUCUCUCUGACUUACAAUACCGAUUCGUACACCAAUGAAACUUUCAACGAGACAACGUGCGUUUCGAGCACCAAAACGUUUCAACGAGUGAAUCAGCUGUUGGAUUAACGACAACCGUUAUCGUCGAAUUCGCCUCAACAGUGCGUUAAUAACUGCAGUCGAUGGCGUAUUAUUUAGAAGAUGAAUGAAAAACUUGGUAAUUUGCGUUGAAAGUCCAUACUGACGUUGAUUUCUGCUAUCCUGAUGUAAUCUCAUCAAUGUUAAUGAUGUUUGAACGUCACGAUGUUUUUCGUGCCUGGUGAAGAAGAUACCUGCGAGUCUAACCAUUUUGUGGAGAAACUAUGUGAAAUUCGGGCUAUGAUCGUGUUUCAAUCGAAAUUACGUUUGAAAUGAACGUAAAGUUUCGAUUAAACGUAAUUAUUCAUGAAUGUUAAUUUCGUCACCGAUUCGAAUUAUUUAGAAGAAUGUAGAAUCGAUUGGGAAAUAGGAAAUACAAAUGCUGGACUCGAUUUCGUUUCAUUUUCACUCCGGACAUUCCAUCUUAGAAACGAAGAUUUCUAACUCUUAUAUUGGUCGAAGAGAAAACCACGGUAUAGAAAGGAAUAACUGCAUAAUUUAAAGAACUGCUACAACUUCUGAUUACUCGAAGUUCUUUGAACGAACAUUUUUCGAAGUACGCGAUUUAGCUUAAAUAGUAAUCAAACAAUUUCAUUCAUUCACAUUUAUUGACACGAAUUGUAGAUCUAAUUUUCAUGUAAAUUUUACUUGUUCAAGUUUAUAAUCUCUGCAACAAUUUUCUGAUUUGAAAAAUACAAAUUUUACCUUGUGUCCUUUUACCAUGUUUUCCGAAGUACGAAAUUGUUAAGAGAGACAUUUUCUCAAACAAAAGUUUAUCAAGAUACAAUUUCUCCAAAGUAAAAGUUCGUCAAAAUAAAAACUGUCCACAGAAAAAAUUUGUUAAAAUCCAUGCAUUGCAUAGUAAAUAUUUCAAAACAAAAAUGUCCCGCUUUCCAAAAUGUAUCAAAUAAAAAUUUCACAAGUUUUCAAAGAAUGCCGAAGUGGUUCAAAAAGAAGUGAUAAGGAGCGUACAAUAAUUCGAAAGACCAACUGGAAAGAUAAAUACUCGAGAAUACACGUUACAAGAGCAGAGAUUUCAAUGCCUCGGACUGGUUUAAAAAGGAGAAGUGCGUGAUAUACGUUGAUUUCGAAUAAAACAGUUAUACGUACGCGUUCUCCGAAGCGUUCUGUUGAAAACAGGAAAAACGAAUUGCUGGCAUUUGCAUAAAGUAAGAAGAAGUUGAUGAGUACCGACAUCGGGUAGUUUAAAACGACGUAAGCAUCAGGAGUUAACAAAAUAAGGACAAUUAAGAGAUUACGUAAGAGAUCUCGGAUUCUACAGUUUCAAGGUGUAGCAGAAGUACAUGUAGCGAGAUCUUGCCGGGUGUAGACGAGAGUGAAUAGAAGGGGUCCACGAAAUGAGACGACUGAAAAGAUUCGUAUUGGCUCAAAGCACGGAGAAGGACCCGAUCUGGAAGAGCUCGGACAACUUAAUGGCUGGCAUAUCGAAAAUGAACGCGGAAACGGAGCCAACGAAGGAUGAAUCGACGAAGGAGGAUACGCCGAAGGAACUGAAACCUACGACCGCUGGAUUGACGCCCAGCAUGUCGCAGGGUACGGUGAUGAUUCAAGCGCAAAAUCGGCUAGAAAAAGAUUUCACUAUCGCAACACCGGAAGAAUUCGUUCAUCGUUUUGGAGGCACUAAAGUUAUUAACAAGGUGUUGAUCGCUAACAACGGUAUAGCAGCGGUAAAAUGCAUGCGUUCGAUUCGGCGAUGGUCCUACGAGAUGUUCAAAAACGAAAGGGCUGUACGAUUUGUCGUGAUGGUCACACCGGAAGAUUUGAAAGCAAACGCGGAAUAUAUAAAAAUGGCGGACCAAUAUGUGCCAGUACCGGGUGGAACAAACAACAACAAUUACGCGAACGUAGAAUUGAUCAUAGACAUCGCUAUACGUACCCAGGUGCAGGCGGUCUGGGCGGGAUGGGGUCACGCUUCAGAAAAUCCAAAAUUACCGGAAUUACUUCACAAAAAUAACAUUUCUUUCAUCGGACCAUCUGAGAGAGCAAUGUGGGCUCUUGGAGACAAAAUUGCAUCCAGUAUAGUUGCUCAAACCGCAGAGGUGCCAACACUCCCUUGGUCAGGAUCAGAUUUAAAAGCCCAGUACAGUGGGAAGAAAAUAAAAAUCUCCUCGGAACUUUUUAAAAAGGGUUGUGUCUCAACCGUGGAAGAAUGUUUGGCUGCAGCCAAUAAAAUAGGUUUUCCUGUGAUGGUGAAAGCUAGUGAAGGGGGUGGCGGUAAAGGUAUUAGGAAAGUCGAAAAUGCUGAAGAAUUGCCUACGUUGUUUAGGCAGGUACAAACUGAAAUACCUGGAUCACCAAUAUUCAUUAUGAAACUGGCAAAAUGUGCCCGCCAUUUGGAAGUUCAAUUAUUAGCUGAUAAUUAUGGAAAUGCCAUAUCGUUGUUUGGUCGUGAUUGCUCUAUUCAAAGGAGACAUCAAAAGAUCAUCGAGGAAGCUCCUGCUGUGAUUGCGAAACCUGAAGUUUUUGAAGAGAUGGAAAAAGCUGCUGUAAGAUUGGCCAAAAUGGUUGGGUAUGUCAGCGCAGGUACUGUCGAGUAUCUCUAUGACACUUCUGGACGGUACUACUUUUUGGAGUUAAAUCCACGUCUUCAAGUAGAACAUCCUUGUACCGAGAUGGUAUCCGAUGUCAAUCUACCUGCUGCUCAACUUCAAAUUGCCAUGGGUUUACCACUCCACCAUAUUAAAGACAUUCGUCUUUUGUACGGUGAAAGUCCAUGGGGUGAUACUGUCAUCGAUUUCGAUCAACCGCGACAUAAGCCCCAACCGUGGGGUCACGUUAUAGCCGCAAGAAUUACUAGUGAAAAUCCUGACGAAGGUUUUAAGCCAAGCUCUGGAACCGUACAAGAAUUAAACUUCCGUUCCUCGAAGAAUGUCUGGGGUUAUUUCUCAGUGGCGGCAUCCGGAGGUCUUCACGAGUUUGCUGAUUCACAAUUUGGGCAUUGUUUCUCUUGGGGCGAGGAUCGUUAUCAAGCUAGAGAGAAUUUGGUCAUAGCUCUGAAAGAGUUAAGCAUCAGAGGUGACUUUAGAACAACCGUCGAGUAUCUGAUCACGUUGUUGGAGACUGAUUCCUUCCAGCAGAACAACAUAGAUACAGCAUGGCUUGAUUUAUUGAUCGCUGAACGUGUCAAAAGCGAUAAACCGGAUGUAUUGCUGGCCGUAACCUGCGGUGCGCUUCAUAUCGCCGAUAGAACGAUCACUGCCGCUUUUACUGGGUUCCAAACUGCGUUGGAGAAGGGACAGAUACAAGCUAGCAACGAUUUAGACAAUGUUGUUGAUGUUGAACUGAUCAACGAUGGAUAUAAAUAUAAAUUACAAGCUGCCAAGUCAGGUCCUAAUAAUUACUUCCUUAUCAUGAACGGUUCCUAUAGAGAAGUUGAUGUACAUCAACUAUCAGACGGUGGAUUGCUACUUUCUUUAGAUGGUGCAAGUUUCACCACCUAUAUGAGAGAAGAGGUUGAUCGUUAUAGAAUUAUCAUAGGAAAUCAGACUUGCAUUUUUGAAAAAGACAAUGAUCCCUCUCUGUUAAGAUCACCGUCAGCUGGUAAAUUGAUCAACUUUUUAGUCGAAGACGGUGGUCAUGUUAACCCUGGACAAGCUUACGCGGAAAUAGAGGUUAUGAAAAUGGUAAUGACGGUAACAGCGAGCGAAGCUGGUAGCGUUUUCUACGUCAAAAGACCAGGUGCCAUUUUAGAGGCUGGUACUCUCAUCGCUCAUUUAGAAUUAGAUGAUCCGUCUUUGGUAACGAAAGCUCAAGACUAUACCGGUAAAUUCCCAGAAACCGCACCUCCUGCUGUUUCCGAGAAAUUGAAUCAUCUUCACGCCAAAUAUAGAAACGCUUUGGAGAACACCCUAGCAGGAUAUUGUUUACCAGACCCGUACCAUCUGCCGCGGGUACGAGAAUUGAUCGAGAAAUUCAUGAGUUCCUUACGCGAUCCUAGUCUACCUUUGCUUGAACUUCAAGAAGUGAUCGCUACGAUAUCCGGAAGAAUUCCGAUUUCCGUGGAAAAAAAGAUCAGAAAACUGAUGUCGUUGUACGAAAGAAAUAUAACUUCCGUUCUGGCUCAGUUUCCUAGCCAACAAAUUGCCGCUGUAAUCGAUGGACAUGCGGCGACUGUUUCGAAGCGAUCCGAACGGGACGUAUUCUUCCUAACCACACAAGCCAUAGUGCAAUUAGUACAAAGAUAUAGAAAUGGAAUACGCGGAAGAAUGAAGACUGCCGUACACGAACUUCUCAGACAAUAUUAUACCGUCGAGAGUCAAUUCCAACAGGGUCAUUACGAUAAGUGUGUCUCUGCUUUAAUAGAUCAGCACAAAGAUGACGUGGCCACGGUAACAGCCAUGCUCUUCAGUCAUAAUCAAGUCACCAAGAAAAACAUUGUGGUAACCAUGCUCAUAGAUCACCUUUGGGCGAACGAACCUGGUCUCACGGAUGAACUAUCGAGCACAUUGACGGAACUGACCAGUUUAAAUCGAACAGAACACAGUCGCGUUGCUUUACGUGCCAGACAAGUUUUAAUCGCUGCCCAUCAACCUGCCUACGAAUUGAGGCACAAUCAAAUGGAGUCGAUAUUCUUGUCAGCGGUGGAUAUGUACGGCCACGACUUCCAUCCGGAAAACCUGCAGAAGUUGAUUCUCUCCGAGACAUCCAUCUUCGAUAUUUUGCACGAUUUCUUUUACCAUACCAACCGCGCGGUUUGCAACGCCGCUUUGGAAGUUUAUGUGCGAAGAGCGUACAUCAGCUACGAGUUGACUUGCCUGCAACACCUGGAAUUAUCGGGUGAAGUGCCGUUGGUACACUUCCAGUUCCUGCUGCCUAAUAAUCAUCCAAAUCGACAGAAUCAGUCACCGGUUAAUCACAGAGUUGGCGCUAUGGCGGCCUUCCAAGACAUGGAACAAUUCGUCAGGUAUUCUGACGAGAUACUCGAUCUCCUGGAGGAUCUAUCCUCGACUACUUCUGUUUCGGCUAAAGUUCUGGAAGCGGUGGACGCAGCUGGAAGCGAGUCGAGACAUAGUACUUCCAUAAACGUGUCUCUCAGCAUCGCCGAUCCUCCUCCAGUACCGGCGGUAGAAAUUGGCGAAAGACCUUCAGAACCUGUGCACAUCUUGAGCAUUGCCGUCCAAGAGAAAAACAAUCACGACGACGCUGCCCUGGCAAGGUUGUUCGGAGAUUGGUGCGCUACGAAUAAAGAUGAACUGAUAUCCCGUGGUAUCAGAAGAGUAACGUUCGCUGCUCUGAAGAGAAGACAAGUACCAAAGUUCUUCACGUUCCGUCAGAGAGACGGCUUCGUCGAAGAUAAAAUUUACCGACAUCUGGAACCCGCUUGUGCCUUCCAACUGGAAUUGAACAGAAUGAGGACGUACGAUCUAGAAGCGUUACCAACCUCAAACCAGAAGAUGCACCUGUACCUUGGCCAGGCUAAAGUUGCUAAAGGACAGCAAGUCACGGAUUACCGAUUCUUCAUCCGUUCUAUUAUAAGACACUCCGAUCUAAUAACCAAAGAAGCCAGCUUCGAUUACCUGCACAACGAGGGUGAACGUGUCCUUUUGGAGGCUAUGGACGAAUUGGAAGUCGCGUUCUCGCAUCCGCUCGCGAAACGCACAGAGUGCAAUCAUAUCUUCCUCAACUUCGUGCCAACGGUCAUCAUGGACCCGGUGAGAAUAGAGGAAAGCGUAACAAGCAUGGUGCUUAGGUACGGUCCAAGAUUAUGGAAGUUACGCGUGCGUCACGCCGAGAUCAAAAUGACCAUUCGUCCAGCGCCAGGAAAAUCCACGUCUACCUUACGUUUGUGCAUCGCCAACGAUAGCGGCUACAGUAUAGACUUACAUCUCUACACAGAAGCAACUGAUCCAAAGACUGGCGUUGUUCGUUUCGAAUCUUUUCCUUCCGCGACGAACAAAUCCUGGAGACCAGGACCUAUGCACGGUUUACCGAUCUCCACGCCGUAUUUAACCAAAGAUUACCUUCAAGCAAAGCGGUUCCAAGCGCAGAGUGCUGGCACGACCUACGUAUACGAUUUACCGGACAUGUUCAGACAACAGACGGAGAAGCUAUGGCAUAAGUACAUAGAGGAAAGACCAGAUAGCGACAUAACUAUUCCAAAUCCUGUCAUGGACUGCGUGGAAUUGGUACUGGAGGGUGAACAUUUGGUGGAACAGAAGCGUCUACCCGGCGAAAAUAACGUUGGUAUGGUUGCUUGGAGGCUGAGGCUUUACACGCCAGAGUAUCCGGAAUCUGGAAGAGAUGUUAUAUUGAUCGCCAACGAUUUAACUCAUCUAAUCGGUUCCUUCGGCCCGAAAGAAGAUUUGGUGUUUUGCAGAGCCUCGGAAAGAGCCAGACAGCUUGGUAUUCCUAGAAUAUAUUUCUCUGCAAAUUCAGGGGCUCGUAUUGGAUUAGCUGAAGAAGUGAAGGGACUGUUUAGAAUCGCUUGGGAAGACGAUAAUGAACCGGAAAAAGGUUUCAAAUAUAUCUACCUGACGCCAGAUGAUUACGCGCGUCUAGCACCGUUUAAUUCGGUAAAGACUUCGUUGAUCGAAGAUCGCGGAGAAUCUCGUUAUAAAAUUACAGAUAUUGUUGGUAAAGAUGAUGGUCUUGGUGUAGAGAAUUUGAAAUACGCCGGAAUGAUCGCCGGGGAAACAUCUAGAGCCUACGAAGAGAUCGUCACCAUUUCCAUUGUUUCUUGUAGAGCAAUUGGUAUUGGAGCUUACCUGUUACGUCUUGGACAGAGAGUUAUACAGAUAGAAAAUUCACACAUUAUUUUAACUGGUUACAAAGCAUUAAACACUGUAUUAGGUCGUGAAGUAUAUGCGAGCAACAAUCAAUUAGGUGGUAUUCAAAUUAUGCAUAACAAUGGAGUAUCACACACGACUGAUCCAAGAGACUUGGAUGGCGUUGGGACAGCUUUACGAUGGUUAAGCUUUGUCCCUAAAUAUAAAGGUGCACCUCUUCCAAUAUUACCAUCACCACUUCCUGAUCCAGUCGACAGAGAAAUCAGUUAUGUUCCUACUAAGACAGCCUAUGAUCCAAGAUGGAUGUUGGAAGGUAAAUAUUCACAGAAUGGUACGAACAGUUGGGAAAGUGGAUUCUUUGAUCGUGGUUCUUGGCAGGAAAUAAUGAGACCCUGGGCUCAAACUGUAGUAACUGGACGCGCUAGGCUAGGUGGAAUUCCUUGUGGUGUUAUUGCGGUUGAAACUAGAACUGUUGAAUUGCAUUUACCCGCAGAUCCUGCCAAUAUGGAUUCAGAAGCUAAAACAAUAUCUCAAGCAGGACAGGUGUGGUUCCCUGACAGUGCGUACAAAACUGCUCAAGCUAUUAAAGAUUUUGGAAAGGAAGAACUGCCACUUUUUAUUUUUGCUAAUUGGAGAGGAUUUUCUGGUGGAAUGAAGGAUAUGUACGAGCAAAUUGUGAAAUUCGGUGCUUACAUCGUCGAUGGAUUAAGAGAAUAUAGUAAACCAAUAUUCGUGUAUAUCCCACCAAACGGAGAAUUAAGAGGUGGUGCUUGGGCAGUAGUUGACCCAACAAUAAACCCUCGUUACAUGGAAAUGUUUGCCGACAAUACAAGUAGAGGCGGAGUUCUGGAAGCUAGUGGCAUAGUAGAAAUUAAGUUUAGGUCUAAAGAUAUAAUUAAAGCUAUGCACAGGACCGACAGCAUUAUCCAAAAACUCAAAGAAAAAUUAUCCGCUGCAAAUUCACCGGAAGAAAGGAUAGAAAUUGAAAGUCAAAUACGCAAAAGAGAAGUGAAUUUAGAACCCAUGUAUCAUCAAGUCGCUAUCCACUUUGCUGAUCUCCACGAUACACCAGAAAGAAUGUUUGAGAAGAACGCAAUUCAUGACAUUAUUCCAUGGCGAAGAGCGCGUAGAUUACUUUAUUGGCGUCUUAGAAGAAGACUUUUAGAAGAUGAAAUAAGAGAAGAAAUUCUGUCCACCCAGCGAAGCUUGGACGUCAGACAAAUCGGUGCAACGUUGCGUAGAUGGUUUAUAGAAGACAAAGGCGCCACCGAGUCCUAUCUGUGGGAUCAAGACGAGGCUGCGGCAGUCUGGUUGGAACAACAACGUCAGGACGAAAACAGUGUCGUUUCACGUAACAUUACCUGUGUGAAACAGGACGCGGUUGUUUCACGAAUCAAAGAAGCACUGGAAGCCUGCCCGGAAAUGAGAUUAAACGCAAUUUUAGAAAUUGCCCAUAGGCUACAACCAGCAGAGCGAACAGAACUGCAAAGAACUUUGUCGCAAAUCGAAACGACCACUCAGGAACACCAUAAUGAUUCGAGUGCUUCAUCCUAAUAUUUCUUCAAAUUACAAAGUCCCUUCGUCUAUCUGCGUACCUGGUGUAUGUAGCUCUGUUAGAAUUAAUUGUACAGACACUCGUUAUUCUUGUUAAUAGCUAAUUGUACGGGAGUAGUCUAAUUUUGAAACGGUUAAUCAUUGCGUCUAUCGAUAGUGUGGCUUGACGAUAGAAAGCAAAGAACUUGUGUCUUAUCAAAGUUCAACGGUGAUGCUAUCGGGUGUCAGACAGUAUCACUGCCGUCUCCUAAACCGUGGCAACGUGUGCCCCUUGUUUAUGAUAAGUGUAUUCAUGAAUAUAGAAAUUAUAUUAUAUAUAUAUAUAUAUAUUUAUUUUUAGAAAAAAAGGUUUGUUCGUUGAGUUUAAUUCUACCGAACAACUAUUAUACAUGUACAGUACCAAGUAUAUUUCUCUAAGAAAAAUGGCGAUAUAGGGAAAACAGGGAAAUCUAUUGUGCUUGGUACUGUACGUCAUUGUCCCAACUUUUAGUCGAUAAUAGAAUCGAUGGGGGUAAGUUUUAAAGUAUUAAG
This is a messenger RNA of Megachile rotundata (alfalfa leafcutting bee), 9206 nucleotides long. RefSeq names its product acetyl-CoA carboxylase (gene ACC). The record is from RefSeq and is a predicted model, not a curated record. Gene Ontology annotation, molecular function: acetyl-CoA carboxylase activity; metal ion binding; ATP binding. Gene Ontology annotation, biological process: fatty acid biosynthetic process. NCBI's taxonomy places the organism in Eukaryota, Metazoa, Arthropoda, Insecta, Hymenoptera, Megachilidae. Gene Ontology annotation, cellular component: mitochondrion.